UCUUUGGCACUUGGAGAGAAAGAAAAGAGAGACAAGGAGAUAGCAAAUGAACAGGUCAUACGUUCCAUGACCUUCUGUGAAAUGAACUAUGCAUGUUGCUGCUAAGGUACCUUGGAAGGUACUCUAACAGUGAACGGAGGUGUUGGGAAGGCAUCAUAUUCAGUAAGAAACACCUUGAGACUCCUGUCAUUUUACUUUGAGGUGGGUCUUGCACACUCCUCCAUGGAAACAACAAAUAGAACUGCCAGGAUCCAAUUCUUCUUUCGUCCAUUCUCACCUGACCCUGGGGUGCAGAGGGUGAUUUUUGUGGCCUUUUUAGUGAUGUACCUGACUAGCCUCAGUGGAAAUGCCACAAUCGCUGUGAUUGUCCAUAUGAACCGCUCACUCCACACCCCCAUGUACUUUUUCCUAGCUAACUUGGCAGUUCUGGAAAUCUUCUAUACAUCAUCCAUCGCACCACUGGCCUUGGCAAACCUUCUCUCUAUGGGCAAAACUCCUGUUUCCAUCCCUGGUUGCGGCACCCAGAUGUUUUUCUUUGUCUUCUUGGGUGGAGCUGACUGUGUCCUGCUUGCAGUCAUGGCUUACGACCGGUUUGUCGCAAUCUGCUACCCUCUGAGAUACACACUCAUCAUGAGCUGGUCCUUGUGUGUGGAGAUGAUGGUGGGGUCCCUGGUGCUGGGAUUCCUGCUGUCACUGCCACUAACUAUUUUAAUCUUCCAUCUCCCAUUCUGCCAUAACAAUGAGAUCUACCACUUCUACUGUGACAUGCCUGCAGUCAUGCGCCUGGCUUGUGCAGACACACAUGUUCACAGGACUGCCCUGUAUAUCAUCAGCUUCAUCGUCCUAAGCAUCCCCCUAUCUCUGAUCUCCAUCUCCUAUGUCUUCAUCAUUACAGCCAUUUUACGGAUCCAGUCUGCUGAAGGGCGCCAUAGAGCCUUCUCUACGUGCUCUUCUCACAUCAUAGUGGUCCUCCUGCAGUAUGGCUGCACCAGUUUUAUUUAUUUGUCCCCCAGUUCCAGCUACUCUCCUGAGAUGGGCCGAAUGGUGUCUGUGGUCUACACUUUUAUCACACCCAUUUUAAACCCUUUGAUCUAUAGUAUGAGGAACAAGGAACUGAAGGAUGCUCUAAGGAAGGCGUUGAGAAAGUUCUAGUAGGAUGAUCUUGUGAUUUAUUUAAAUAAAGGCACUUCUGAAAGUGAAAUGGGAUGCUAUUACUAAUUAUGAAGGUUCCAGGCAAACAGAUGCAAUCCUGUAAUUCUGGUACUGGGGAGGCAGAAGCAAAAGGAUUGCAAGUUGGAAGCCAGCCUAAGCUACAUAGGAUAAUCCUGUCUCAAGACAAAUAAACCAACUAAUUAUAAUAAUAAAAUAAUGGUGGGAUGACAUGCAUAAAUCAGGAAUGUCCUCAGCACUUGGAGACACAUGGUCUGAUACGCUAAAUCUAAUUUGAUUUCCAGAGAAAAUUUAUGCUUCUGUCUUUCUGAAAAUAAGACUAUAUCACGUAAGACAAUAUUAUGCCCUGGGAUGGAGAGAGGUAAAGCAACAUUUAUUGGGCAGCUACUAUAUACCAGGCACUUUGUAUGAAUUAACUCAUAUACCCCAUACUAAGCAUCAUCAUUGCAACUUUUCAGAGAAAAAAAAAUUUAAGUGACUAAAAAAUUAUAUAUCCAAGAUGAGAACACGGUAUCUACAAAUCUAAAGGCUAAACUCUCUUGAGAAGAUGUUCUUAUAAUUCUGGGCUUGCUUUGCCAAUAGGACAAUAUGUAACUGCAGACAAGUCUCCCCAUCUCUGUGGGCUCUAGUUUACUUAUUGUACAACGAAGCCAUGAAUGGAAAAAUAAUAAUAAAAGUAUCUAAAGCUUUACAGUUAGCAAUAUGUAGGAUAAUUUUUCUUUUGUAUUUUGUUGUUGUUAAUCAAAAUGAAAACUCACAACAGUGUUCAGAACUUUUAGAGAGACUUUCAGUCAUGAAAAAGAGUGGUAAUAAAGGAGAAAGUUGUUUAAUUUAAUAAAUGAAAAUAAUGGAAAUGAUGAAAGUGGGCAUCACUGAACCUUAUAAUUUUUGAGAAUAUCUUCUUCUUCUUGGAGCUGAAGAGAUGGCUCAGUGGAUAAGAACAUCUGUUUCUCUUGAGAGGACCUGGGUUCAGUUCCCAGCACUCAC
Messenger RNA from Peromyscus californicus insignis, 2157 nucleotides. RefSeq names its product olfactory receptor 10V1. The transcript has a single exon. The record is from RefSeq and is a predicted model, not a curated record. The coding region runs from base 223 to 1152 and encodes 309 amino acids. Gene Ontology annotation, cellular component: membrane. Gene Ontology annotation, molecular function: G protein-coupled receptor activity; olfactory receptor activity. Gene Ontology annotation, biological process: G protein-coupled receptor signaling pathway. NCBI's taxonomy places the organism in Eukaryota, Metazoa, Chordata, Mammalia, Rodentia, Cricetidae.